Spirodela intermedia is the source of this 2172-nucleotide messenger RNA. The record is from the annotation of a GenBank genome assembly. Lineage: Eukaryota; Viridiplantae; Streptophyta; Magnoliopsida; Alismatales; Araceae.
AUGAGGGUUUGCGCCACCGCCGGCGGCGACCUAAUCGACGACCAGUACGCGAAGCCGUUGCCAUGGAUCGGGCUGUACAUCGCUGCCGCCUCGCUGCUCUGCGCGGCGUCGAUGGCCUACGACGCCUACAGCGGCUUCCGCCGCCUGAAGCUCUGGUUCCCUUGCAGGCUCUUCUCCCUCAACGCCACCACCCUGACGGUGCUCGGCGUGGCCGCCAAGCUGCCGAUGGACCUCAACACUGCCAUGCCCCACGCCACCGACCAGCUCACCAAACUCAGCGGCACGGUCCUCCUGUGCACGGCGAUGGGCAACUUCAUACCGUCUCUGGGCUCCAUGAACAAGUCCGAGAUCCUCUCCAACGUCCUGGCCCUGGCCAUCCUGGUCGUCACCGUCGUCGUCAACAUCUGCAUCCAGAUGGGCACCGGGGUGAUCUACGCAUUCUUGCCGGAGCACGCCGUCGUGGUAGUCGCCAUGAUGAUCCUCCUCCUCAUCUUCGUCUCCUGCGCCGUGUCGGUGCCGACCACCAAGGACCAUCUGGAGAAGCUCUACGACCGCAAGUACGAGGAGGUCUCCUUCGACCCGGCGAAGGGUGACGGCCUGGCGGCGCUGAAGAUGUGCGUGAAGAAGUACUGGCUGAUGGCUCACACCAGCAGCCCGCAGUUCGUUCUGGGGCGGUCUGCAACCUGCACGGCCUCGGGGGCCUUCUGCCUCCUCGCUGCCGCGAUCUUCGUGGAGGCCCUGCUGAGAGGCCUCUUCUGGAAUUCGAGCCUGCGGCUCUGUCGCGGGACUUCGGACUACGGCUGGUCGUCCGGCGUGGUCCUCUCAGCCCAGGCGGCGGGUAUCCUGCUCGGCACCGUCGCGCCGGCCUGCCGAUGGUUCAACGCGGUCAGAUUCAGGAGCACAAACGGCAGGGGAUGGAGCUGGAAGGCCGAGUUCCGAGUGGAGGACUACUGGGUCCAGCGGCUGAAGGACUGGAAGGCGGCCCCGCUGCAGUUCCAGACCGGCGGAGGGAAGGGGGGGCGCCGUUGGAGGAGGAUCGCCCAUCGGCUGAAGGAUGCCGUGAUGAGUUCGCUGAUAUGGGUCCAGAAGGGGGUCGUCACGGGGAGCAAGUUGUUGAGGCUCGUCUCUGUGCUGCCGCUGAGCUUGGUAGACAGAGGCGGGUUGUUGAGGAACAGUAGCAGCGUGCGGCCGGAGAAUGCGGACCUGAAGGAUUAUGUGUUGCGCCUCGAAGGGGAGGAAGAUCUGGUGCGGCUGAUCACACGGUCGGAGAGGAGGGACACGGAUACGUGGAUUGAUAAAGGCAAGCGGAGGAAACCAGCAACCAUGGUAGAGCUCAUACGGACACAUUUCAACUGUAAUGAAGGGUUCAGGGAAGUGGGUGCAUUCGACAAUAAGACAAUUCCCUCCCUGCGUUCUGAACCGCCGAACUGCUGGGGGCUGCCGCUGGCGACUCUUGCCGCCGUGGCCGUGGCGCUGCCGGGCAUCGAUCGAGUGUCGGUUGACUUGCUGCUCCGUGGGGUGGGCGAGGGGCUCCGGUAUGUCAGGCUCAUUGAAAGGAAUUUGGAUGGGAAGGGACUGGUGAAUAUGAGGGAGGCAGCGGAUCUCAUCUGGGCUGACGUUGAACUCGACGACCGAUGGCUCGGACAGGAUCUUCACAGUGUGGCCCCUGGUGAACAGAGAAACGGAAGGAAUGUGCUUGAGAAAGUACAAGAGAUAGCGAAGGAACGCGUUCUGGACUUCUUUCGGGGAAAUGACCAGGACCCUGAGGCAAAUGUUGAAGAGAAUCCACUCGAAUGGCCUGAGAAGGUGCUGGCAGCCCAUUGUAUGGACAGAGUAUGCAGAACCAUCCUCGCAGACUACGACUGCGAGCAUCAAGCAGAUGAUCAGAGACUGUUUUCCUGGCUGCGAAGGGUGAUAGCUAAUAUACUGGGAGCUUGUCUCACCAACCUGUCAGUUGCUGUUUCCAUGGAGUGCAUCUGCUGCAAGGUGGAGGUGAGAGAAAAGAGUGUCAGGGAGGCGGCGCAUAUUCUUGGAGAAGCUGAGGAGGUUCUUACUCUGCUGGGAGAUCCCGAAGUUGCCCGUUUUUGGCCUGAAGAAAGACAAUACAUAGAUAACUGGCGGAAUGAGGUUGAAUCUAGUUCACUAGACUCCUCUCAACAUGGUCUCGUCUAG